AGCUAAAAAAAUGUCUUCUGACCAGUCUCGACUUUUACUCCAAAAACAAUUAAAUGACCUUACAAAAAAUCCUGUUGAUGGUUUUAGUGCGGGUCUUGUCGAUGAAAGCAAUAUAUACAAAUGGCAAGUGUUCAUAAUGGGACCGCCUAGCUCGCCAUAUGAAGGCGGAAAUUUUCGUGCAGAGCUUAUCUUUCCAAAAGACUAUCCAUUAUGUCCACCUACAAUGCGGUUUAUUUCAAGAAUUCUUCAUCCAAAUAUAGACCGUGAGGGGAAUGUUUGCAUUUCUAUUUUGCAUGAGCCCGGGGACGAUAGAUUUGGAUAUGAAAAGGCAAGUGAGCGUUGGUUGCCUGUACACACUGUUGAGACUAUUUUAAUUUCUGUUAUUUCAAUGCUUUCUGACCCAAAUUUUGACAGUCCUGCCAACGUUGAUGCAGCGAAACUCUAUCGAGAAAAUCCUGCAGAAUAUAAGCGACAGGUUGCUAGAUGUGUUCGAGGGACCGAAGAAUUAUAA
Meloidogyne enterolobii is the source of this 511-nucleotide messenger RNA. The record is from the annotation of a GenBank genome assembly. Lineage: Eukaryota; Metazoa; Nematoda; Chromadorea; Rhabditida; Meloidogynidae.